This is a messenger RNA of Anguilla rostrata (American eel), 2045 nucleotides long. RefSeq names its product mucin-2-like. The coding region runs from base 84 to 1091 and encodes 335 amino acids. NCBI's taxonomy places the organism in Eukaryota, Metazoa, Chordata, Actinopteri, Anguilliformes, Anguillidae. The record is from RefSeq and is a predicted model, not a curated record. The transcript has 4 exons.
GGAAAGCUAGCAGAGGCCUGCUCCUCCCAUGUACCUGCCAGGACAAAAGAGGUUUAACCAAUCAGGGAGCUCCGCAGUCCCCCAUGGAAACAAGGGAGGAGGGAGGGCAGACGGGAGCGGCACAAUCUCGCUGGAUUCGCUCAGGCAUGCAGUUCAGGUUACAAGAGGAUGAAAAAAUGGGCUCUGUGCCCAGCCUGCUGUUUUCAGUCUGCUUGCUUUUGUCCAUCACCCUAAGUUCCACAGCCCUUCCAGCUCUACCCGCCAGCAGCACUCCCAAAAACAGCACUGAAAUAGGGGGGAGCAGCACUGCACCCACAGCAGUCCCCACAAGCUUGGGUCAGAGCAGCACCGUCGCCAUGGAGAUAUCGACAAGCUCCACCCAGCCCAACACCACCACCCCCGAGGCAUCCCCAAGCCUCUCACAGAGUAGCACCAUCGACACGAGCCUUUCUCCAAGCCCCACCCAGGAAAACACCACUGACCUGACAACAACCCCGCUGCCCUCGACAACAGACCUGAACCAAACCACUGGAUGGAAUACAACAGAACAUUCCCCAACCAAUCAGACGCAGCCAACCCCGCUCCACUCCUCAACAUCAGUGGCAACCAGCCAAAGUGCUCAGACCACUGUCACGACCAUGAGCAUAUCGACUCCCACAGAGACCAUUAAUACCACGGCAACUGUCAAAACACAAGAACCACAGCUUGGACUGUCCGAUUCUGAAGCUUCCAUGACCAUCCUCUUUGGAGUGGUACUGGGGCUGACUGUCCUCAUCAUAGCCGGGUACAGCAUUCACAGAUGCAAGCAGAAGAGAUCGCAGUACAUACAUCAGCCUCUCUACAACAGCUCGGAGACAGUGGACAGAUUUUCGCCUCCAGACGACACCCUGGUUAUAUCUGGGGGACUCUACGACGGACCGGAGACCUCUAACUCCGCGGCGGAGGACAUGGGAUUGCACUUGGACCCGCCCCCGUUCGCGCCCCAGGCCACGCAGUUCAGGCUGGAGUUCCUGUCCGAGGAUCAGCAGAAGCCCCCGGACCGUGGAGCGCCCACCUUCCAGAGCUUCCAGCCCUUCGAUGCCAGAGACUGAAGCACACGGGGUCACAUGAUCACGCCUGAUCACACGUGCCAUUGCUCCUUUCAUAGACAUUGCUUCAGGUUUAUUCAAAGCGUCAUAACAUUCCAAUCCCACGGGCUCUUUGGGCUGCUUGAAGUUUUUUGAAGUAAAUUUAAGCAUUGUAACUGAUGAUUUCCCUCAUCUAAAAUGGAAAAGCUAAUUUCAUGGGACCAAGUCUUAGAAAAUAGCAGCAGUGUAAUGUAAUGGGUAAGGAGCUGGUCUUGCAAAACUAAAACAGGUUUGAUUCCCAGGUGGGACACUGCUGUUGUACGCGAGAGCAAGGUACUUAACCAGCUUCAGUAUAAAUCCAGCUGUAUAAAUAGAUAAAUGUAAAUGCUGCAUAAAAUGUUGUGUAAGUCACUCUGGAUAAGAGCGUCUGCUAAAUGCCUGUAAUGUAACAAUCAUUUUUCAUGUUUCUGUGUUCGAUGAGUUAUUUUUUGUUUUUGUGACUGGAUUUUGACCUUCAGGCACUCAAACGUCCCUUGGUGGAAUCGCUGCAUGAAAAAUGGCAUUACUAACAGUACAGGAAAGGCAUCUGGAGAUCCACUGCUUUACUGAGUCCCAGCUGAGGAUUCUCAUUUCCAGCUACAAAGAAUUUCAUAAGGGAAAUGAGUUUUCAUAAUCAUGUUUCAGAGAUGGAUGGCUAAAUUAACCAUUGCUGAGGAAGAGAUUUAAUUGCAUAUCCUUUCACAUUUAACUAUAGCCUAACAGAUAACUUCCGGUAGUCUUCCCUCCAUGGGAAAAUCUUGCUGUUGAAUAUUAGUAAUGGAGGCAGGUGACCCAAGCAAACUGCAUCCCCACAGUUCCUGCACCACUGUCUCUGCAACGCUCACAUGUGCAGUAAAAUAGCUUAGCACAUCUGUACCACCCUUUUGACAAAGCUUUACCAUAGAAAUAAACAGAAAAAAUAUUCUUUUUGGAAGAUAA